AUGCUGAUACUCAGGCUGUUGGUGACGUUGACCGUCUGCUGGAUGGCCAGGUGCGAUCUACUGGACCUGUACGUCCAGCACAUGGACGAGACAAUGAGAACAUUAGCGUACAGGAGCCGGCAUCAUCCGAAGGACAUAUCGUCCAGGAUAAAGAGGAGUCUGGUGGAGCCGGUGCUACGUGUGGGCACGUUCAAGAAGCAACGUCUGGACGUCGACGAGGAUUGGUACACGCAAUGGAAGGCCAGAAGGAAGGUCUCGUACGGAGAUGACGGUUUGGACUUCCCCAAUUCGAAGGAGGAGAACCUGGACCCGAAUCAGCACGAACUUCUGAACAACAGAACACGGGUAGCCAGCACCGAUCCUGAAGAGACAACGAUAGUGACAUACAGGAUGAAUGAAACGAUGGUGGACACGUUCGAUAUCGAGCUAUCGAACGAAGAAUCGUCCAAGUACAAUGAAACAGUAACAUUCUCCGAUAAACAGAGCAUCGAAGCGCUACCAGAGUCCAGAGAGGAGACCACUCAGAUAGAGGAUCUUCAGACGGACGACGAAGUCGAGGGGAACGAUCAGUUCGAGGUGAUCAGUGAGUCCGGUACCACGAGGCUGUUCGAUGAUCCUAUACUGAAAAGAACUCCGAAAUCGAGGGACAGAGUGCCCAAAAAGUAUUUACCACCGAUGGACAAGCUGGCCAAGCUUUUUCGCGGGACCAAACAUUUUGAUACGGAACAGAUGUAUGAUAACAGGCCCAGAAGAAGCGUCAAGGAGCCGAGGUUCACCAGACACGAAACCCUCGACGACGAUGGCGAGGUGAUCCUUGAAUGGGAUCCUUCGGACGAAGAGAUGGUCACGUUCAAGGUCACCGCGAAGACCUUGGGCUACGUUGGGAUCGGCUUCAACGAGAAGAAUCACAUGAAGGGAGCCGAUAUUCUUCUCGCCUGGGUGGACGAUCACACGGGCACCGUCAAUCUAUUGGACUCGCACGGGAUCGAGGAUCCAGACGCCGCCCUGGUCACAGAUGCGUCCCAAGAUGUCAAGGUGCUCGGUGGAUCGCAGAACGAGACGCACACAAGCGUGAUCUUCUCGCGAAACUGGCAAACCUGCGAUCCCCAGGAUCAUCGACUCACGGGAGACACUGUACGAGUCCUCUGGGCGCUGCACCAAACCGAUCCCGAACUAAAUACCGCGAUCUGGCCCGGAGAUAAGAGGGGUGGCAGAGCGCUCAGGCUGAAAACUCCUGCGCCUCAUUCACCCCCGCAGCACACGCAAGACGUGACAUAUUGGGACGUGAAAUUACAUCAGCCACCGGUCUCGGAGAACGCUGACACGACCUACUGGUGCAAAAUCUUCAGGGCUCCUCAUAAGGAGAAACACCACAUGAUCGGGUACACACCCCUGAUAGAGAAGGCAAACGAGAACUUGGUGCACCAUAUAAUACUGUACGAAUGCGCCUCGACGUUACCGAUACUGGGACAACACGCCAGGAUCGUCGGAGCGCCGUGUUAUAGCCCAACGAUGCCUCGAGAAUGGGAGUCCUGUUUGCAGCCGGUGCUAGCUUGGGCCCGUGGUAGCUCAGGGGAAUGGCUUCCGGAACACGUCGGUAUACCUAUCGCAGAGCACAGAGAGGGCUCCUAUUAUAUGCUGGAGGUGCACUACAACAACCCUGGCAUGAAGAAAGUGGUGGACAGCAGCGGGGUCAGGCUUCACUUGACCCCAAAGCUUCGUCCCGAAGAGGCUGGGAUUUUGGUCGCUGGGGUGGCCGUCAGUCCUCUUCAUUUGAUUCCCCCGCAACAGAGGGAGUACGCCACAGCUGGAUAUUGCACUCCUCAUUGCACCAAUACGAUGUUCCCUGAGACUGGAGUGAACAUCGUCUCGGUUGCUCUACACUCUCAUCUGGCUGGUCGACGUUUGAGCCUGAAGCACAUCCGUCAGGGCAAGGAAUUGCCCAGAAUCGUCCAAGAUAAUCAUUUCGACUUCGAGUACCAGCAGUCUCACACCCUGGAGAAAGAGGUCAAAGUACUACCAGGCGAUGAACUGGUCGCUGAAUGCGUUUACGGCACUCUGGACAGAACAAAACCGACUCUGGGAGGCUAUGCUGCGUCCCAGGAGAUGUGUUUGGCUUUCGUAGUGCACUAUCCCAGGACACCACUCGCGGCCUGUUACAGUAUGACGCCUGUCAAGGAUUUGUUCAAGACCCUUGGUGUGUACAGUUUCAAGGGCGUCACCAUGGAUCACCUGGAGAAGCUUUUCUUAACCACCAGGACCGAUACUGUGACGAUUCCUUCCACGGGUCAGUUACCUAUAUAUCCUGCGACCAGGCCUGGCGAUGAUAUCGAUGAGGACCUUAUCAAGGAGGCAAAGUCUGCCUUGAGAGCUAUGAGGGAUUACACGGUGGAGCACGAGAAUGAUAAUGUGUUCACGCGUCUUAUCAUCGAGGAACCUGAAGAAUUUAGAGGUCGAACGCUGGCGGAACACAUUUUAGCGCUGCCCUGGACCGAAGAGCUACUUUCGAGGUCCAUCGAGAAGAGUCUAUAUCAUGGCAGGCACAUGACCUUCUGCAGGAAAAGGGACGACAAAUUAGCCCUGCCUGCAGAUAUCCAGACGUUCCCAAACUACACGGCUCUGCCAGAAGUUAAUGAGACUAUGUGCAGCGAAAUCGGGAUUCCAUCCGGCGCGAGGAGAAGUUCAUUCGUCGAUCUUGUUCCGUUCCUUACAAUCGCGUUCGCAGCGAUCGUUGUUUCCUAA
This is a messenger RNA of Dufourea novaeangliae, 2742 nucleotides long. RefSeq names its product MOXD1 homolog 1. The record is from RefSeq and is a predicted model, not a curated record. Lineage: Eukaryota; Metazoa; Arthropoda; Insecta; Hymenoptera; Halictidae. Gene Ontology annotation, cellular component: secretory granule membrane. Gene Ontology annotation, biological process: norepinephrine biosynthetic process; dopamine catabolic process; octopamine biosynthetic process. The transcript has 10 exons. Gene Ontology annotation, molecular function: dopamine beta-monooxygenase activity; copper ion binding. The coding region runs from base 1 to 2742 and encodes 913 amino acids.